UGUGUAUAAUGUACCGUACUCACAAUGUUUUGUCUGUAACGUCGUGCGACUGUAGCGUUUUUAAUUAAAUGUGUGUUUCUGUGCUAAAUCUAUUCAUUUAACGAACACAACUAGGCGCUUCGUGUCAAAUAAACAUUUGAACACUGUUAUGAUGGACGUGCCAAGCGAGGAGGCUUCCGGUGGACUAAACGUGAAGGAAAAAGAAGAGGAAGGAGAGAAAAAUAUGUCUCCUGGUGCAGAGGAGGACAUGGAGACUGCAACUCAUGCUGACAUUUUAGACGUUUUCGAGGAGGGACUUGCUCGUCUCGUUCAGGAUCCUUUACUUUGUGAUCUCCCAAUUCAGGUGACGCUGGAAGAAAUAAAUUCACAGAUUGCUUUGGAGUACGGCCAGGCCAUGACCGUGAGGGUUUUGAAGGCUGAUGGUGAAAUAAUGCCCAUCGUGGUGGUCCAAGACGCCACAGUCCUGGACCUGAAGAAAGCCAUUCGCAGGUUUGUGGAGCUGAAGCAGCAACGCGAAGGCAGCGUGAGGCACAUCAACUGGAGGUACGUCUGGAGAACAUACAAUUUAGUGUUUCAGGGGGAAAAGUUAGAAGACGACCGUGUGAGGAUAAAAGAUUAUGGGAUCAGGAACAGAGACGAGGUGGCCUUCAUGAAGAGGCUGAGGAAAAAGUGACACUUUUCUCCCUCUUAUUCAUCUAAUGAAGUCCUCCCAAUGACUGCCUCUUCUGAGCAAAUCCAGACAUGGCCAGCAGAUGGCGAUGCAGUACAACGUUUGCAGCAGUCCUCACUGAUGAAGUGUCUUUGUGUUGCUGUUAUGACCGUACAUUGACUUUGACGUCACUAAAAGGAGGCAUAAAUAAUGAGAAUAGAUGAACAGUACCUGACCCUGCCAUCAAAUCAGAGGGCUUUAGGACCUUGCAGCAGCUCGACAUGCCCCAACCUCACUUCCUGGUGUCUUUCCGUACAGGACGAACAUGUGUCAGGUGCAUCUAGAGCAGCUCAUGGGCGUUGAGGAAGUCCGUGGUGAAGACGCCCUCAGGUGCUGACACGUUCUCGGCGUCCACGCCCUCUGCUGGCGCGCACAGCGUCAGGUCCAGCCAGUCCAUGGCGUGAAGGUCCGAGUGAAGCUCCUCCAUCAGCUUUAGCGGCUCAGCGUCGGCACUCAGGAGGGAGUCCAGCCGGGGGUCGGGGGCCAGGGCUGCUGGCGGCAUGUGCGCCACCUGGACCAGAGGCGGUGGGCGUGAUAGGACGGUGUUGACAGGGAGGAGGGUGACGCAGGGUGUGACGGGGAGGCGCUUGUUGAUGCUGGGAGGAUCCUGCUUGAUGAAGGGUGGUAUCUCUGCAAAACGUGUGAAUAAACAAGACGGUGAUGACUACUUCAGGGUCAACUAGGGUUGGGGUUUCAAACUAGCUUCGGAGUCUACUUUGUGUGUGUACACUUUAGUGUUUCAUUCUUACCGCCGCUUUCAAUCAAGACGUCAAACAGGUCGUCCAUCUGCUGGCUGGCUGCGGAGACGCCCUACAGGAAGACAAGUCCAAAACAUUUACCAUACUUGUAGCCAUACUGGUGUGUUGCCAUCUUGAACAAAUAAACACCUCACAUUAAAUCCA
Molecule: messenger RNA, 1611 nt
Organism: Dunckerocampus dactyliophorus (ringed pipefish)
Lineage: Eukaryota; Metazoa; Chordata; Actinopteri; Syngnathiformes; Syngnathidae
Gene: snrnp25
Product: small nuclear ribonucleoprotein 25
Exons: 6
Coding region: 149-673 (174 amino acids)
Biological process (GO): mRNA splicing, via spliceosome
Cellular component (GO): U12-type spliceosomal complex
Molecular function (GO): protein binding
Source: RefSeq, a predicted model, not a curated record